This is a messenger RNA of Aricia agestis (brown argus), 1385 nucleotides long. It is a transcript of the gene rush, whose product is annotated as pleckstrin homology domain-containing family F member 2. The record is from RefSeq and is a predicted model, not a curated record. Bases 91 to 933 code for a protein of 280 amino acids. The transcript has 9 exons. Gene Ontology annotation, cellular component: early endosome. Gene Ontology annotation, molecular function: metal ion binding; phosphatidylinositol binding. NCBI's taxonomy places the organism in Eukaryota, Metazoa, Arthropoda, Insecta, Lepidoptera, Lycaenidae.
AUUUUUUAUCCGUCAUUUGUAUUUUGUAGACCGUAAUUUUUGCUGUUCUAUAUAUCCGUCGAAAUAGUAUUAUAAAUAAAAGCUAAUAUAAUGGUGGAUCGUUUAGUAAAUAGUGAAGCAAAUGCUAGAAGAAUUGCUAUGGUCGAGAACUGCUUCGGCAGUUCUGGACAGCCAUUGGCAGAGAAGGGCAGAGUGCUCGUUGGCGAGGGUGUCCUGACAAAAAUGUGCCGGAAGAAGCCUAAGGCUCGUCAAUUCUUCCUCUUCAACGACACAUUGGUGUAUGGCAACAUUGUGAUAAACAAAAAGAAAUAUAACAAACAACAUGUGAUUCCACUGGAAGAAGUCAAACUGGAGUCUUUAAAGGAUGAAGGCCAGUACCGCAACGGUUGGCUUAUUCGCACCGCUUCGAAGUCGUUCGCUGUGUACGCGGCCACGGCCACUGAGAAAGAAGAAUGGAUGGCACACAUUGAGAAAUGCAUAGAGGACUUGUUACGGAAAAGUGGCAAGCAACCGCCGUCGGAGCACGCGGCGGUGUGGGUGCCGGACAACGAGGCGGCCAUCUGCAUGCACUGCAAGAAGACACAGUUCACCGUACUCAAUAGGAGGCAUCACUGCCGCAAGUGCGGGUCUGUAGUGUGCGGGCCGUGCUCGUCCAAGCGCUGGGUGCUGCGCGGUCAGAGCGACAAGCCGCUGCGGGUUUGUCUGCAGUGCUACGACGAGCUGAACCGCGAGCGAGCCCGCUCCGCCGCGCCGCAGGAGGCCCCGCCCGGCAAGCCGGUAGCCGACGCGGCCGGGUCCGGUGGCGACUCGUCGGCCGACGACGACAGCGACGACGACGACGACCGCGACAACGCCGACGAGAAACACGACGAGGGUUUCACUAGCUAUAACGGAGUCAAAAACGGAAUCGGAAAUAAAGUGACGACCGUAUAGUAUUUGAGAAUACUGAGUUGGUCCAAAGUUCUACGGGGAUGGCGAAAAGACUGAUGAGACAAAUAACCAUUCGUCCAAGGAAGCAAAGUGAAAUACAAAAUUUUAAUACAAAUAUACACUGUACACACAUACACACAAUAGAAGCUUAAAAUUAGGGGCUCCCUAAACGGCUGUCACUUUUUACAAUGCAGAAUGUAAAUUAUGAGAAUUUAGAACGAAGUUACACUGGUCCUUUGCGUCGUCGAAACGACGUUGGCGUUGAGCAUUUUGUUCAAAAUUUAGAUAUUCCUAAAACACUACCACAAUAUUUAAAUAGCAUUUACUACAUACUUCUAUACUCAACUUUUACAAUUAUGGAUAAAAAUUACGUCCACAUAAUAUCUAUUUGGCGAAGGUAGUCAGAAAAAAAUUGAGCCGACCACAGAAAUAAAUCAAGAUAGAAUGGCGACGCG